Mauremys mutica (yellowpond turtle) is the source of this 2761-nucleotide messenger RNA. It is a transcript of the gene SOX6, whose product is annotated as SRY-box transcription factor 6. The record is from RefSeq and is a predicted model, not a curated record. The transcript has 16 exons. The coding region runs from base 48 to 2558 and encodes 836 amino acids. Gene Ontology annotation, biological process: central nervous system development; positive regulation of chondrocyte differentiation; regulation of transcription by RNA polymerase II. Gene Ontology annotation, molecular function: DNA-binding transcription factor activity, RNA polymerase II-specific; RNA polymerase II cis-regulatory region sequence-specific DNA binding. Lineage: Eukaryota; Metazoa; Chordata; Testudines; Geoemydidae. Gene Ontology annotation, cellular component: nucleus.
GACAGUGACAGUGGUUCCUUGUGAUUUGGGAAGGUGUCAGAGGUGUUAUGCCAUCAAGUUCUGAAGUGCUGGCUGGUGUGGUAGGAGAAAACAGGACAGAAGAGUGGAAGAACAGCCAUUAUAUAAGAAUGUCUUCCAAGCAGGCCACCUCUCCAUUUGCCUGUGCAGCUGAUGGAGAGGAAGCAAUGACCCAGGAUUUAGCAUCACGAGACAAGGAAGAGGGCAACAAUGAUCAUCAUGUGGCCUCCCAUCUGCCUCUACACACCCUAAUGCACAACAAACCUCAUUCGGAGGAGCUACCGACUCUGGUCACCACCAUCCAACAAGACGCUGACUGGGACAGUGUUAUCUCAGCCCAGCAUAGAAUGGAGUCAGAGAGUAAUAAGUUAUGUUCCCUAUAUUCCUUCCGGAAUACCUCUACCUCACCACACAAGCCCGACGAAGGAGGUCGCGAUCGCAGUGAGCUAAUGACCAGUGUUAAUUUUGGAACUCCAGAACGCCGCAAAGGAAGCCUUGCUGAUGUGGUGGACACACUGAAACAGAAGAAACUAGAGGAAAUGACCAGGACUGAACAGGAAGACUCAUCUUGCAUGGAAAAACUACUUUCUAAAGACUGGAAGGAGAAAAUGGAAAGACUAAAUACAAGUGAACUCCUUGGAGAAAUUAAAGGUACACCAGAAAGCCUGGCAGAAAAAGAGCGACAGCUCUCUACCAUGAUCACCCAGCUGAUCAGUUUACGGGAGCAGCUCCUGGCUGCCCAUGAUGAACAGAAAAAGCUGGCAGCCUCACAAAUUGAAAAACAACGGCAGCAAAUGGACCUUGCUCGCCAACAGCAAGAACAGAUUGCAAGACAACAACAGCAACUUUUGCAACAGCAGCACAAAAUUAAUCUACUGCAGCAGCAAAUUCAGCAGGUUCAGGGUCACAUGCCUCCGCUCAUGAUCCCAAUUUUUCCACACGACCAGCGGACAUUGGCAGCGGCUGCUGCAGCCCAGCAGGGAUUCCUCUUCCCCCCAGGAAUAACUUAUAAGCCAGGUGAUAACUACCCUGUGCAGUUCAUUCCAUCAACAAUGGCAGCUGCUGCUGCUUCUGGACUCAGCCCUUUACAGCUCCAGCAACUCUAUGCAGCUCAGCUGGCCAGCAUGCAGGUUUCUCCUGGAGCCAAGAUGCCUUCUACUCCCCAGGCACCGAACACGACAGGGGCACUCUCACCCACCGGGAUGAAAAACGAAAAGCGAGGGACCAGCCCUAUAACUCAAGUGAAGGAUGAAGCAGCGCAGCCACUGAAUCUCUCAGCCCGACCCAAAACAGCUGAACCUGUCAAAUCCCCGACGUCACCGACGCAGAGCCUCUUCCCAGCUAGUAAAACCAGUCCAGUGAAUGUGCCAAAUAAAAGUGGCAUCCCGAGCCCUAUUGGAGCGACAUUGGGAAGAGGAUCCUCUUUAGAUAUCCUUUCCAGUCUUAACUCACCGGCCCUAUUUGGGGACCAGGACACGGUCAUGAAAGCCAUACAGGAGGCUCGAAAGAUGAGAGAGCAGAUCCAGAGGGAGCAGCAGCAGCAGCAGCCACCUCAUGGUGUCGAUGUAAAACUGCCCUCUAUGAAUAACAUGGGUCUAAACAACUGCAGGAAUGAAAAGAUGCCAGUGCGGAUAGAUGCCAUCACUGGAAGGAUAUGCAUUAGAACUGUAGACACAGAAAGAACACGCUUUGAGAAUUUAGGCCCACAGUUAACAGGGAAACCCAGUGAAGAUGGAAAACUGGGCCCAGGAGUCAUUGACCUUACAAGGCCAGAAGAUGCAGAGGGAAGUAAAGCAAUGAAUGGCUCUGCAGCUAAACUACAGCAGUAUUAUUGUUGGCCAACAGGAGGUGCCACUGUGGCUGAAGCUCGAGUCUACAGGGACGCACGGGGCCGAGCCAGUAGUGAACCGCAUAUCAAGCGACCAAUGAACGCUUUCAUGGUUUGGGCAAAGGAUGAACGCAGAAAAAUUCUCCAAGCUUUUCCUGACAUGCACAACUCCAAUAUUAGCAAAAUCCUAGGCUCUCGCUGGAAAUCCAUGUCUAAUCAAGAGAAACAACCUUACUAUGAAGAACAGGCACGGCUAAGUAAAAUCCAUCUAGAGAAGUACCCUAACUACAAAUACAAACCUCGACCAAAACGCACCUGUAUUGUUGAUGGCAAGAAACUGCGUAUUGGAGAAUAUAAACAACUGAUGAGGUCUCGAAGACAGGAGAUGAGGCAGUUUUUUACUGUGGGACAGCAGCCUCAGAUUCCAAUCACCACAGGAACAGGUGUUGUCUAUCCUGGUGCUAUUACUAUGGCAACUACCGCACCAUCACCUCAGAUGACAUCUGAUUGCUCUAGCACCUCUGCCAGUCCAGAGCCCAGCAUCCCUGUCAUUCAGAGCACUUACGGUAUGAAAACAGACAGCGGAAGCCUUGCUGGAAAUGAAAUAAUAAAUGGAGAGGAUGAGAUGGAAAUGUAUGAGGACUAUGAGGAUGAUCCCAAAUCAGACUAUAGCAGUGAAAAUGAAGCCCACGAGGCUGUCAGUGCCAACUGAGGAGUGUUUGCAGAAUUAAAGUACUCUGACUCUUUUGAUUUUUUGUUUUUUUGUUGAACAAAAAGUUCUUAAAGAGCCUGCAUGCAUGUGUGGCUCCUACAGUUACAUCAGCAGAAUGGUCUUAAAUGUUUCUUAACGUGUGAGACAGAUUGUUCCCCUAAUUUUCAUGAACCUGUUUUUUUUUAAUUUAGGUGAAGACAUAU